AUGGAAGCCAUGGCAACAAAAUCAGCAACUGCAGAGAAAACAAUGACCAACAGGCGCCGGUCAGCAAGAGACCGAAAGUUGGCCUUACUAAGAGAUGUUGAUAAUCUAAAGAAGAAACUGAGACAUGAAGAAAAUGUGCACAGAGCUUUGGAAAGAGCUUUCAAUAGACCCUUAGGAGCUCUACCUCGUCUCCCUCCUUAUCUCCCUAAAUAUACACUUGAGCUUCUGGCUGAGGUGGCCGUUUUAGAAGAGGAAGUUGUGCUUCUCGAAAAACAGAUUGCGAAUUUCCGACAAGGUUUGUACCGAGAAGCUGCUUAUAUAUCCUCCACAAAGAGCUCGGAAAAUACGACUCCACAUUCGAAUAAGGAGCUAUCUGUUGGAAGCUCCAAACGGGGUCACUCGAGAUCCUCAUCUCAAAGUGAGGUCACUUUUGGAUCACUCCAAACGAGGCCUCGCCGUUCGCUUUCCCCUUCUUUUUCCAGAGUUGCCUCGAUUAAGAGGAUCAUGUUUUCCGAGCAUGUGCCCGAGACGUCUGUCGAUUCUUGCAAAGAUAGUAAACCAAACACCCGAAACAAAUCGUUGGAAACAAAAAGUACUUGCAAAAGACAUCUGUCGAAGCCUGACCUUACGCCCAAGAGUGUGAGUUCUCGAAAAAUGCAGUGUAGAAUUGUAGAGCAAGCACAAGAGACCUCUUUGGGUUCAUUGGAUAGAGUUGUUGAUGCCGAAUAUGAGGCGAAUAAAUUGUCCGAGGAUAUCUUGAACUGCCUCAUCAACAUCUUCGUGAGAUUGAGCUCGUCAAAAGGGAAGACUGUUGUUGAUUUGGAAUCCUUUUCAUCUUUGGCAGCAAAAUCAUCAAGUGGGAAUGAUGAGGAAUUGAACUUUCGGGAUCCGUAUUGCACUUUGUCCGAGUCCAAGACGAGAGACAUUGGAACUUACAAGUAUCUUUAUGCAAUAGAAGUUGGUUCGAUUGACCUUAAACAGAAAACAAAUGCGUCCUUUCUGAUCCAGAGGCUUAAGAUUCUUUUAGACAAGCUAUCGUCUGUGAGGUUAGAUGGUCUAAGCCAUCAACAGAAGCUUGCAUUCUGGAUUAACAUAUACAAUGCCUGCAUUAUGAAUGUAAGCCACCUCAGAAUUUAUUCAGCGACAAUAAACGUGGGAAAACAUAUGCUAAAUGCAGUUAUGAUCGAACACCUUAUCCUAAGACUUCCUUAUCACUUAAAAUACGUAAGUUGCCGCUUUUUUCCGUGUACAUAUUUGAGAGUGUACACUGCAACUCAAAUCGAGUCAGAGUUGGAAGCAGCCAAAAGGGACUAUCUACAAGCCGCGGUUUUCGUUUCAUUUUCAGACAAGAUAGUUAUUACCAAGCUACUCGAUUGGUACCUUCUCGAUUUUGCAAAGGAUUUGGACUUGUUGCUCGACUGGAUUUGCAUGCAGCUGCCAGAUAAAGUCAAAGACGACGCGGUAAAAUGUCUCGAGAGAAAAGUGAAAGAGCCUCUGUCAAAUUUAAUGCAAGUGAUGCCUUAUAAUUUUAGUUUCAGAUACCUUAUACACAGGUGA
This is a messenger RNA of Striga hermonthica, 1557 nucleotides long. The record is from the annotation of a GenBank genome assembly. Lineage: Eukaryota; Viridiplantae; Streptophyta; Magnoliopsida; Lamiales; Orobanchaceae.